Monopterus albus (swamp eel) is the source of this 1513-nucleotide messenger RNA. Its product is annotated as noggin-like. The transcript has a single exon. The coding region runs from base 126 to 977 and encodes 283 amino acids. Gene Ontology annotation, biological process: negative regulation of BMP signaling pathway; negative regulation of cell differentiation; osteoblast differentiation. Lineage: Eukaryota; Metazoa; Chordata; Actinopteri; Synbranchiformes; Synbranchidae. The record is from RefSeq and is a predicted model, not a curated record.
UCUGGUGGUAGGUACACAGAGUCCCAGAAACACCUGGAGGACAGCAUUUAACUGAACGGGUGAAAAGGAAGAGCAGAGCAACAGUUUUUCUUUAUUCUUCGUGUUACGGUUCAGACUUGAAGACCAUGUUCAGAAAGUUUAACUUUGUCGGUCUCUGCCAUAUUUUUGUGUCUUUGCUUCUAGAUGGAUCUGCAGCCUUUAUAUCUAACGUGUCAACCCAGACUCGGCCUCCAAAUGUAACUGUUUGGGAUUCACCUUUUAUUCAGCUGAGAGCCAGGCUGCCGUCCUACUCGCAGCCAAUUCGUCCAUACAACCUGCUGACUAGUGCUGAAGACUACCAUUACUUGCCCAAACUCAGACAUCGUCGCCCCUCUCUACUCCUACAUCUUCUGGGAUCCUCCUUUGACCCAUUUUGGAUGUCCAUCGAUCAGCCAUCUGACGCGUCUGGGGUUUACAGUCGUGGUCGACCUUUGCCUGUCAAAUCACUCAACUACACCACUUUCAAAGAGAACCUGAGUUCUUCUCCAGAGCUCAGAGAAGCUGCAGCACACCGUCACCAGAAGCUGGAGAAGGAAGCUGCAGAGCUGGACCUCAGUUCUCUGCCCUUAGAUGUUGCCAGGGCAGUCAGAGACUGGCUGGUGCACUCAGCAACAUGCGAGCUACACUACCAGUGGGUCGAUCUGGGUCCAGCUUUCUGGCCACGUUGGCUGCGGCAGACUGAUUGUGAAAGAUCAGGUGCAGUGCAAAGUUGCUCCUUUCCCAGUGGGAUGGAGUGUGUGAGAGCUCAAACAACACACCUAAAGAUUCUGGCCUGGCAAUGCUUUGAAAUCAGAGAUGGAGGUGAUGGAUCCAGAGCAAUUAAGAGUGAAAGAUCUGAUGGCAACACUGAAGUGGGGACAAAAGAAGCAGCAAAUAGGUGUUUGUGGAGAAAAGUACCUUACCCUGUGGUCACUGCAUGUUCAUGUUCAUGUAAAUGAAUGUGGUUUCAAGAUUUUUUACAUCUGCAGCUAAGUUUCUGUAUGAAUAUUGAGUUUGUAUUUGAUGAACUUAAAACUGUGCUUUCCAUAUCCAGUCAUUACUACUUAAAUUUCUGGGCAAAACACCGCAUGCACCUUAAUGUUGUUGGCUUUACAUAAAAACAUAAUAAACAACUUGACAAUUUGUUAAAUUACUGAACUAGGGGGAAAUCAGAAACUCUUUGCGAGGGACAAUCUGAGUUAAUAGUCCAAACACAAUUCUCUAUUGUUGCUUUAUGGAACCAGUUGUAAAGUGGACGAAGUACAGUAAAGCUACUCAUUUACCUUCUCCAUUACGUGAUGGUCUGGAGGAGAUUUUACAAUCAAAUAGAAGAAAUGAAUCCAAAAUAAAUGUGUCGCCUGUUGUUCCAUUUAAAAAGCUAUGCUGACAAAUGUAUUUUUGCAACAAGAAAUGUUCUGUCUAGAAUAGCGUAUAAUCCAGUCAUUUUACCUGGCAUACAACACAAAUAAAGGUUUUAGAUGAGUUCAUGUCUCCG